Messenger RNA from Phytomonas sp. Hart1, 1530 nucleotides. The record is from the annotation of a GenBank genome assembly. Lineage: Eukaryota; Euglenozoa; Kinetoplastea; Trypanosomatida; Trypanosomatidae.
AUGUCAUUCUACUUCAAUUGGGGAUGCUUGGACGAGACAGCCGCAGAGGCGAUCCAGCUCCUUAUUAACAAUAAAUUAGAGCAGAUACUAGAUGAAAAACUGAAAGCCAUGAGCACGAGCGACAACUGCGACCCCAACAAAAUUAACACUUGCGUUGGUGGAUUAGGAGGGGGUAGCUCAAUCUUAGAGGGGAAUCGUUCUCGAGGCAGAGCUUAUAACUUGGACACGGAGCACGGGAGCCCUGGAACUCGUAGCGGUUUGACAGGACCAAGUGUCGUUAACACUCAGCUACACCCCACAUUGAUCGACACUACAUUACACAAAGCUUCUAGUUUCAGUAUCGAAAGUGGAACUAACAGCGACUUUAAACAUCAAGCGCCACAGUACCCUGGUCGCCAUGUAAGCCAAGGGUUAUCAACUCCACCCUCCGCUUCUGUCACGACUGGUACAGCAGGUGGAACCUCAUUGCACCCAUCGGUAGCUCCAAAAAAGAUACCUCUGAUUACCUUUUUGUGCAUUAAUAGUAUUAAAUGGGGCACUACGCCACCAUUUAUUGAGAUCGAGCGGUUUGAAAAUGCAAUCGAUAUAUUGGACACUACGAUACCAGUUGGUUCUGCCGCUUCGCUCAAUAUCAACAUUCCUGUAGUGGGAACUUCGGAUGGUCAAACCGAUCGUCCUUUCUGUGAUCAUCUUGAUUCUACCGAGGAACCUCAGGUAGUAUGCGUCUCUUCAACGAUACCCCUACAAAGGGACGGGACACUGCGUGGAAAAGCGCCCACCUCCGCUGGGGGGACCUCCGACACGGCUUCAAUGGCCAUCCCACAGGAGCCUUUUGACAAUAUGAAUAACAUUUCAGCAACACGGGCUCCGGAGGAAGUAAGGGGACUCUCCACGAAGAGUAGCGUGUUGAGUCAUCUUAAGAGCACAAGAAUGACGUCACCCCAGUCUCGCUUCACGCCGACUAUACAGUUAAACAAGAUUAAGACCCCUCGCAACUAUAGUGAACAGGAGCUUCCGACGUCCUCAUCCACUUCGUUCGACACACUCGCGCCUUUCUUGGGUGCAGGUGGUUUGUACCUCCGGCUCCACCUUACCUACGGCGGCUCUAUGAGUUUCUCCGCCAGUACCGCAAUUCAGUACUGUAUUAACAUCGGAUCCUUCUCUCUGCCAGUUUACAUGCCCAUUGAGCUUCAAGUAUCAGACUUUGAUUUGGAUUGUUUUGUAUGCUUUAAUUUUCAUCACAACGAGUGUCGGCUGUGGUUGGAACCUGGUAAACUGGCUGAUUCGGUCAUCAACCGCCUAAAGGUAGUGGCGGUGUUUGGAGAGCGCAAAGAUAAAGAAGACGAUCUCGACUCUUCAGCAACAGAUCUUUUGAGGAAUAAUGGUAGUCGUAUUUAUGAUGAUGACGGUUCAAUUUUUGUAGACAAAAGGGAGGUUGAGCAGCUUGUUGUGUCCGAAGUUAAAUCUUUUCUACAAAAAAAGCUUAUGGCACCACACUUUAUCAGCAUACCCAUUCAACUUUCAGGGUAA